Messenger RNA from Phaedon cochleariae (mustard beetle), 951 nucleotides. Lineage: Eukaryota; Metazoa; Arthropoda; Insecta; Coleoptera; Chrysomelidae. The record is from the annotation of a GenBank genome assembly.
AUGGAUAUUGAAGUAUUAAUUGCUGCAGUAUUCAAAAGAACCCCUAUAUGGGAUAAAAGACAUAAGUUGCAUAGCAACCGAAAUUCAGUGGACAGGUAUUGGAAGGAAAUAAGUAAUGAAAUAAUUGAAGAUGAGGCCAAAGUGAGAAAAAAGUGGAAAUACCUACGUGACCAAUUUUCGGUUGAAUUGGGGAAGUUGCCUGUUAGACGUUCAGGAGAUGCUGCAGAAGAUGACCUGCAAUCUAAAUGGCCAUAUUUUUCGCAGCUUCUCUUUCUGAAGGACAUAGUGAAACCAAGAGCUUCCAGCGGAAAUUUAUCUAGUGGUAGGAAAUCCACCCAGCAAACUUAUGAGUAUGACGCUAGCCAAGCCUCUACUGGAGGUGAUCGUCUUGACGAAGAUGAAGAUGACAACCAAACCACACAAGAUUCCAACCAAGAUGAGAUUGUUUCCGAAAAUAUUGAAGAGGGUGGCACCGAAAAUAAUGAAGAAAAUGGUACCGAAAAUGUUAAAAAGGAUAGUGUACAUAAUAACUUAACUUCUCCAGCAAGUACCUCGACUGUGACCCCUGUGACUAAAAGAAGACGAACACUAAAUGACACAUUCAACGCUUCUGUAUUAGAAAUUGAAAAACGUAAACUGGAAUACCUUGAGGCAAAAUCCAAGAGAAAUAAGGACCAAGAGGAUGAGCAUCUCCUGUUUUUCAAAAGUCUCUUACCUCAUGUGAGAAAAAUUCCACAAUCCCGAAUAUUAUCGUUUAGAUGUCGGGUUCAGGAAUUGGUCAACCAGUCAGCAUACAAUGAAACAGCAAUCUGUACACAACCAUCAACUUCUUCUUCGCCAUUUUCUUGUUCAAACUCCUCGGGCUAUGGAGUACCAAACCAGAAUAUUCCCCCAUCAGAUGACAAUACUACUGCAUACAAUUUCUCACUAACGGAUUAUACCGAUUUGUAA